AUGUUCUCGUCUUCAUCCAGAAACUCUCUGUUCUCGCCGUGGUCGUCCAUGGAGCAGUCGGACUCUGAAGCGUUGGACAUCAGCACCAAAGUGCAGCUGCACGGGGUGCUGUGGAAGAGGCCCUUCGGACGGCCGUCGGCCAAGUGGUCCCGCAGAUUCUUCAUCAUCAAAGACAGCUUCUUGCUCUACUAUGCAGAGAGCGAGAAGAGAAACUUUGAGACCAACAGGUACUUCAACAUCCACCCCAAGGGAGUCAUUCCUUUGGGAGGAUGUGUGGUGUCAGCUAAUGAAAACAUGGGCAUGCCCCAUGGCAUCGUGGUCAACCUGGAAGACUUCACUGGCACCAUAGUCCUGGCUGCUGAGUCUGGGGAGGAGCAGGUCCAGUGGAUGGAGAUGCUGCAGGAGUCGGGGAAAGUCACGUGGAAGAACGCCCAGCUGGGGGAGGCCAUGAUCGAGAGUCUGGAGGCUCAGGGGCUGCAGCUGGCCAAGGAGAAGCAGGAGUACCUGGAUAAACUGAUGGAAGAGACUGAAGAGCUCAGUCAUCAAAGAGCACAGAGAGAGGAGCUGGAGCGUCUGAACCAGGUUCUGGAGGAGGAGAAGCUGAAGUUUGAGGAGGUGGUGGUGGAGCUGAAGGCGGAGCAGGAGCAUAUCAAACUAGACCUGGACGGCACAGCUCAGUCCCUGAGAGGUGUCGAGAGUGAAAAAGAAGAGCUGAGCAGUCUGACCAUCAUGCUGCAGAAAUCCAUCGAGGAGCUCUCUCAGGAGAAACAACGAACCCUGGAGCUGCUGGGGGUGAAGGAGCGGGGGGAGAAGGAGGAUGAGGCCACAGAGGAGAGCUCGGCUCAGUCUGAGGAUGGCGAGGACCCCGGUGCUGUGGACCUGCUGCAGGACCUGCGACACAUCGAGGAUCAAAUGAAGAUCCUGCUGAAGGAGAAGGAGCAGGCUGAGGACAAGCUCAGGGAGAACGAGCAGCGAGCUACAGUCCUGCAGCAGGAGAGGGAGUUCUACUCGUGUCAGGCCCGGACGCUGCAGCAGUCGCUCUCUCAGCUCACUGUAGACAAGCAGCAGACUGAGGCUGAGCUCAAGGCAGAGAUAGAGUCUCGUGUGGAGCUGGAGAAAAGACUGAAGCAGGCCGAAGAGGCUCUGCAGGACCUGGAGAGAGGCCUGGACUCAGUGGAACGGACCAAAGAGACAGACGAGAAGAUGAAGGGGGAUGUGACUCAGCUGAGGAAAUUCUUUGAAGACUGCAUCUGUGCAGCAGAAAUCGAGGCGAAGCUUCCAUCGAUAAUGAAGAAUGCUGUGUAUCUGCACAAAGCUGCCGCACGCAGAAUCAAGAGCUGCCGAAUCCAAAGGAGAGCCUCCAGACGCCACUGGUUAAAGCACUCAAAGUCUUUUGCGGUAGCAAAUGCUGACAGCGGCGACAUAGAGGAGCUGCGGGAGACGGCCCGACGACUGACCUCUGACAGCAGCUUCAGAGAGAGUGUGUACAAGAUCAUCGCUCGCAAGGACGCCACGAACAAAACAGAGGACUGAGAGAAGAGAGAGCGAGGUAAAAGAGGAGAAAUGGUCCUUAGCUUUACAGUCCACACAGUGAGUGACGUAGAGAUCCUGAUCCCAAACCUGCCAUUGAGAUACUGUAGAUGACUGUACACAGAAAUCUGUCGGAUGGCAUCUCUGGUUGCAAUCUUAAGAGUUUUUAACUGUACUAAGUUUAACAGACAUUGGGUAAACUUAUUAUGUGUUAUAGCUCUGAUGUCUGUCAUGAUUCACUGGUUAAAGCAUUUCACCCAAACAGUUCCAGGAACUCAGGAACUGAAAGUCCCCUGAAGAAUAAGCAAAUUAGAACAAUAAAUGAUGAA
Molecule: messenger RNA, 1859 nt
Organism: Epinephelus fuscoguttatus (brown-marbled grouper)
Lineage: Eukaryota; Metazoa; Chordata; Actinopteri; Perciformes; Serranidae
Gene: plekhd1
Product: pleckstrin homology domain containing, family D (with coiled-coil domains) member 1
Exons: 13
Coding region: 1-1533 (510 amino acids)
Source: RefSeq, a predicted model, not a curated record